Delphinapterus leucas (beluga whale) is the source of this 5459-nucleotide messenger RNA. The record is from RefSeq and is a predicted model, not a curated record. Lineage: Eukaryota; Metazoa; Chordata; Mammalia; Artiodactyla; Monodontidae.
GCAGUUUCAGAACCGAGCUAGCUCUCUCCUCCCUGUCUGCCCAGCCUCCAGCAGCUUCUCCUCCAACAUCUCCCGGGCGACCCGCGUUGGACCCCAUGGCCGACUCCAGACCCAAGAAAGCCAAGAUCUGUCUCUGCAUAUUUCUAUGUCUUCUUGUGGUGGGGGUCAUCGCGGUGGUGGUCGGAGUCCGGAUGUGGCGCCACUCGUCCGAGCACAUGAAGUGGAACGGGACGGGCAGCACUGCCCAUUUUCAAGAAAUCGUCCUGGAGCGAUGCUACAACUACACGCAGUUGGUGCAGCCGGAGCUCAGAGAUAGAGACUGCCAAAAGAUCAGGGAGGCAUUCAGGAAUGCAUUUAUCUCUAAGGACCCCUGCAGUGCGACAGAGGAAGACUACCACCCACUGAUGAAGCUGGUGAAUCCAACUGUGCCUUGUGACAAGACAGUCUUUUGGAGCAAAACCAAGGAGUUGGCGCAUCAGUACACGAAGGUCCAGCGAGAGCUGUUCACCCUGGAAGACACACUGCUGGGUUACAUUGCGGAUGACCUUAACUGGUGCGGAGAUACAGGCUCUUAUGAAAUGAACUAUCAAUCUUGUCCACACUGGAAGAAAGACUGCAGCAACAACUUUGUUUCUGUAUUCUGGGACUUGGUGUCCAAAAGGUUUGCAGAAAAUGCCUGUGGUGUGGUCCAGGUGGUGCUCAAUGGAUCCAUCAGUAACGCCUUUGAUAGAAAGAGCACUUUUGGACGUGUGGAAGUCCAUAACUUGAAUCCAAUGAAGGUUCAUACACUACAGGCUUGGGUGAUCCAUGACCUUGGAAAAUUUCCCAGUGACUCCUGCUCGGGUUCCUCCAUAAAUGAUCUGAAAUGGAUUAUAAUGCAAAGGAAUAUCAAAUUUACUUGCCAGGAUAACUACAGCUCUGGCAAGUUCCUUCAGUGUGUGAAAAAGCCUGAGGAUUCAUCUUGCAGAUGAGCCAGUCUGUGUGGUUGAGGCCCUGCAGUAUACAUCAAAAUGCAUGACUCAGGAGACACGCUGGUGGAAAGCUGAGGAUUCAGGAGAAUUCUCUGUCAUAAUAUCAACACUGGAGAUGGGAGCCUUUUCCUCUAGAGUCUUAAAAUAACUUAUGUUAUUGGCAUAGUUUUUAUUUCGAUCUCCUAAUAGUCAAGAAAGAUUAAUUAUUGUAUAAAAUUAGAGUGGAAAUUUUAUAUUAUUUCAUUUUAAUUUUCAUAUGAUGCUUUAUGUUAUUAAUAUGUUGGUAACAUCCUUUCCAUUGAAGAAUGACCACUCCAAGCCUCUCUUAUUGGCAGGUCAAGAAAAGUAAAUGCCCAGACUUUUCAGAAAAGGUUACAUUUCCAAAUGAAUGACCUUGUUUCAGGAUAUAUUUUUGUACCCUUCCUACAGAUAAACUAUAAAUGCCAUGGUUGUGGGUCAUGUUGGGAAAAAUAUUCUGUAAGAUAUAAGCUACCCACAUGCUUGGUGCUUUACCUCUAAUCCUUCCGAUAGCCCUAUGAGGUUGAUAUUAUUAUCCCCCAUUUUUCAAAUGAGAAAAAGGAAGUUCAGAGAGUUUAUAUACUUUUCCCAAAAUCAUACAUUUAGUUCAAGGUAGAGAAUGAAUUUGAACUCAGCUUUAUUGAACUCCAAAAUUCAUGUGCUCUCGCUUUCUAGACUGAUAAAACCAGAUGGACAGCCCUUAUGUUCUCUUCCAAUAAAUGCAUGUUGGAUUAAAUUAAAUACAAUAGAACCUGAAAUGUGAUUUUCUAGAUGGCUUCAAAACAGAUACUUUUUUUGUCCUCUUCCUUCUCCUCCUUAUUCUCUUAUUUAUGUAGGAGGCAGUUAAAAUAUAUAUAUUUGUUCUUGAUGUGACAAUUUAUUUCUCACUUGAAUUUUACUUGAUUAGUCUUCCUUGGGGAUUAUCACUUUUACUACUUUUUCAAAGAACCAACCUUUAACUUUGUUGAUUUUCUCUUUCUACUUAUUUGGGUUUUGCUUUUGUCUUUAUUAUUAGAGAUAUAGAUAUUCUAAUCUCUUUGGGUUUCUUUAUUCAGCUUCUUAAGAUGGAACUUUAGAUCAUUGAUUUUUCAGUACAUUUUCUUUUCUUAUAUGUACAUUUUAGCACUAUAAAUUUUUCUCUGAGUGCUGCUUUAGCUGCAGCUCUUAAAAUGUUUGUAUAUGUCUCUUUUCAUUAUCAUUUAGUUAAAAAUAUUUUCUGAUUUAAUUGUUAUUUCAAAAUGUGUUGCUUAAUUUUUAAACAUCUGGAGAUUUUCUAGUUUUUUGGUUAAAACAUAGAUGCAUUGAGUGAAGAAUUAAUAAGCUAAUUUGAGAAUCCUUCAGGGAACCCACUAGGUUUGUUGAAAACAGCAUACAUUUUGGAGUCAGACAUUUCUGGGUUCAUAUUUUGGCAUCAUUCUGUGAUCUAGAAUGAAGUACCUAACCUCUCUGAAAUUCAGCUUCUUUGUCACUUAAAUAAGGAUUAUAAACUUACCCUCAACAAAAUGUGGUAAGAACUAAAAAAGAUGACAAAAAUUGACAGUCUAGCAUAGUGUCUCAUAUGUAAGAAAUCACUCACCCAAGAUUGGCUCCUUUCUGCCUGCCCCUGGUUGACAAUCCUGUUUCCUUCAGCAGCCCUUACAGCUACAGCCUGUUCUCCACUUAGGCACAUCCUUGUGGGAUGUAGUCUUGGCUGGACAUGAGAAUGGAUGCUAGGGACCAGUUCUGAUUAAGAUUCAGGCUUGCCUCCUGCCUACCUGCAGAAAGUCUUCAGAAAUAGCUCCCUGCUAAUCCACUGGGUAACCUGGCUGUUUUCUUCUCAAGACUCUGCCUUAUUGUUGGGGUUGCUUGCUGAGUUCUUGAUCCUUUAAGGUACCUUCCUGUUCACCAGGAUACCCCGUGAAGUGGCUCCCUGUGUUAGGAAAAUUUUGUUCUUUAUGUCCCCUUUCAGAGAUGAAAUGGAUUUAGUAAAAAUCAAUUUGUGAGAAUCUUCCCCCAAGAAGACUCAUUUAAGUGUUUAUGGUCAAAGCUGGUGGAGACCAAAGAGGAGGCUGGUCCCAAGGCUUCACACGAUGCUGCAGAGAGCCCUGAGGAGCCCUGGAGGUGGCUGGGGGCUGAGGUGCUAUUUUCUUCUUGCAGCACCUUUGUAUCUUCAUUACCAUGAUGUUUCAUUCCUGCCUCCGCCCUCUCUGUAGUUCCGAUUUUGCACCUUUGCCAUUGACCAUGCACCUCUAGCCCUAAGGACUUUCUGGCCUAUGUAUCUAAAUAGAUCCUCCAUAUCGCUCUUCUUAUAAGUGACAUCUCUACUGAAUUAUUGACUGCUUAUGACCCUCAUAUUUUACUCAUAAACCUGCUAUGCCCUGUCUCCCCACUUUAUUCUUGUUUGCUCUAGGAAAUCCUCUUACCAUGCCAACUUGUACCCACCAUCAUACUCACUCAAAGGCUGAGUAUGGGAAUGACCCAGAACCUAAUUUCCCUUUUCCAACUCCUAAAGGCUCUCUAUUUUCCUUCUGUAAUGGUUUAUGACCUUAUAAUAUUUGAGGCACACUUUCAAAUAGAUUUCUGAUACUUGAAAGGAUACACAUACAUACAUAUGUAUGUAUAAAUGUGUGUAUGUGUACACAUACUUUUCUUUUUUUAAUAUAUAUAUUUGUUUAUUUUAAAACACUAGAAAUUUAUUCAACAAGACUUAUUGACGACCUCUGUGCUAAGCACGGUUCUAGGUUUUGGGGAUGCUCAAGUUAAAUGCAAACAGAAAACAAAUAAAAGCAAUUGGUAUUUUCAGAGUGCUUGGUUUCCACUAGACAUUUAUAUACAAAACAUGAAAUAAGUGAGUUAUAUAACAUAUUAGGUGGUGAUGAGUGCUACAGGGGAAAAAAGUGAGGAGGGACUUGCAAUAUUCAAAAGCGUGGUCAGGGAGAGUGACAUAAGAAGCAGGUAAGAGGGGGAGCUCGCUCCUACCUGGGGCUGAGGAACGGUGUUCCAGGCAAAGUGCAAGCGCUCAGAGGUAAGAGCAAGAUACACUUAUUUGGAAAGAAAGUUGUCCAAAAUGGCUGAUGGACGCAGAGUCGAGGUGGUGAGAGCUUAGAUCAGGGAAUUGGGAGUGGAGAGUCAGAUUAUUUUGAGCUCUGUAUCCUCUAAUUCAAAGGAUUUUAAAUUAAAUCUGAGUGAAAAGUCACUGAAGGUUUGUGUAGGGACUUGAAAGGCUGGCACUGAUGUGGCUAAUAAUAUUGAUAUGUUAAAAAAUUUACAAAAAUUACAAAAACUUUGACAAUGCUUUGGAAAGAAUUGAAGAGUGACUCUGAAAGCCUUUGUAGCCACGUUAUCUUAUUAGUGGUAUAAAAAAGGACUCAGACUUCCUGUUUAAUGCUUUAUGUAAUAGCAAAAUGCAAAAUAUCCUAUUUCAUCCAGGAAGAACUUGAUUUUCCUCUCAUGGUGGGAAGCAAAAAUAUCUAGAAAACUAUAUGGCAGUAAAGUAAAAUGCAGUUCUUUCUCAGAAAAUUCUGCUUUAAAAGUAAUUGAAAAUACUGCUGCAACUGUAAAGGGAAGAGGAUGUACACACACUUUUGUGUUACAAAAAACAGUGUCUCUCAAUCCACAGUGAUGCCGCAUUCAGUGGGUCUUUCUUUAGCCCCAUGUCACCGAUUAUGUUGUUCUGUUUCAUGCCACAUCUGUGUCUCUUACAGACCUGGCAGACAAGGCCAAGUAUAUAUCAAAUAUUUUGGCAAAACACAUUCUUUCUUUGGCUCGACAGCUUUCUGUGCAUUUUAGCUCUUGUUGGAAACAAGCUCAACCCAGGAGUGCACACUCCCCGAUGGAAAGGAUGCAGCAGGAGCCAUGUUGACUUACUUCCUGGCAUCCCAUUCCUCCUGAGAACAACUCCUAAGACUGUGACUCAAGCAUCUCAGGUAGAAUCUGUACUGCACAGAAUGACUCUGUUUUUGUGGGUUUUUAAAAGGCAAGUACUUAUGUAUAUAGAGAAAUGUUCUGUAUGGCAAAUUAAAAUUGUAUGAAGUAAAAUGUUAAACCUAGAGUAUAACUUUAAGAGGCAUUUUAUAAAUGCAAUGUUAACCUAACAUUUUUCUCACAGUUUUUUAAAAAUAAUGAAGCAAUUUAUUUUUACUACAUGAGUCAUCAUUUUAAUAUGUGUUUUUUAUCAAUCCAUCAGGGAGUCAGUUGCUACCCCGAGAGGCAGUGGUUGGCUGGCCCUCAGAUCACACACACAAAGCACAGAAGGGUUGGAAUUGGUCCCUGACAGCAUUUGUCCUUGAACUUGAUUCACAUGGGUUCAUAUUGUCUUUUUCAUCCUUGAAUCAAAGUGCAAACAGCACAAGGUAGUGGGAUUAAGAGACAAGUGACCCAGUGAGCAAGUUCAUUAACAUCUGUGAAUCUCCAGUUUGGAAUAUAUUUAUAACAGAUAUAAAUGAGUUGUACUGUAAAAAUAAUAAAUGAGUAAUAAAGGACUUUGUGGAA